Molecule: messenger RNA, 2346 nt
Organism: Oncorhynchus tshawytscha (Chinook salmon)
Lineage: Eukaryota; Metazoa; Chordata; Actinopteri; Salmoniformes; Salmonidae
Exons: 7
Coding region: 1472-2299 (275 amino acids)
Source: RefSeq, a predicted model, not a curated record
GUUCAGUGUAGCUUUUGGAAAACCAGGCCCAGGUAGAGUGCUUAACUAGUACAUUUUGACCAAUCAUUUAGAGGGAGGAGUAUGGUGUGAGUUUAAAUGUAUUGUUGAGGAGACGAAUUACGCAUUUUACACACAUUUCUAACUUUCUAUGCAAUGCUGUCAACGGAUACAUAAUGCUGUUCUAUUUCAAGAUUCAGCAUAGUAGUCUUCUACAAUAAGUAUUUUCCACAGGUUUAAGGUCUCUUGUCUUUGUUGAAAGGAUAACUGAGGCUGCUGAAAGAAUAGAGUUGCUGUGGCAACAGGCCUUUUCUAAGGCCCACCUCCAGAUGCAGGUCUACCAGCUGUGUGAUGAGGCACAGCAGGUGGGUUAUAAUACAUAACAUUUACUGCAGGGUUGUGUUCAUUAGGGCGCGCAACAGAAAAUAUUUGUGCAAAAUAUCCAGGUAGUCCCUCACUGUUUUAAGUGCGCUUUUCUUCCAUUUGGUGCCCAAUGAAAAUGACCCAUCAAGCGUUUUUGUUUAUUUUUGGUUCAUUUACCUCCACUUGCAGAUAGCUUUUAAUCUGUUCAGUUAUCAAAAAGAGAAGCUCCAGACGUACAGAAUCGAGAUCGCUAAAGAUGCGAGGAAUGCUGAGACGUUAACAUCUGAAUUUGAGGCAUCCAUCUAUACACCUGCCAUGGCCGCUGUGCUGAGGAUGUGAUCCACACGUUAGCUGACACUCUGCUUCCUGGUGAUGCCCAGACCAGGGUAGAGUGGGUGCAGGAUCCGGACAGACUGAAGGAGAACAUCCACUCUGCUGUAGAGCACCCUCAUCAGACCCUCGGAGCAGUCGCCGACUUCGACCACUACUACAACAAAGCCAAUAGCUGGUACAGCAUCGUCCUGUGUGAGAACUUUCUCCAAGACCUUCUGUGGGGUGUGAACUGUGACAGCCUCCCCAAAUGGUACCACCCGCUGGAGAUGCAUGGCCCUGACCCUGUGUGGAGGCAGGCGGUCUGUGACUUCCUGAGAAGGAACCCCUCCCCAGACAUAGAGGAGCUGGUCCAGCUGGCUCACCUGGCCAAUGUCAUCCCUGACGCCCAGCUCUAGCAGAAGGGCAAACAGCUGUCACAAAGGUGCAUGACCCUGCGAAAACUCCUGACUUCUCCAGGGGCAGUACCUAUCAACAACUUCCAGUUGGCACUGCAGUGGCAGUAUGAGUUUCUGAGAGCCCGCCACAGGAAAGGGCCUGGGCCACACACUAACCUGGGUGUGGGUGGAGGCCCCGAGGCCUUUAACAGUCCAGACGGGGCAUUAUGUAGUCUCCAUAAAACCUCUGGUUCCAGAUCAGACUGAUAACCUGCACAGCCAUGGCUCCCUCUCUAACCUCAAACACCAAGUCCUUCUAGGUACGUCCCCCUCCAGUGCUAUCUCUGGGGCUGUGUCAGCUGUGGGGAAUACUCGCUCUCUCAGCUCCUCUGACUCUGGCUUUGAUGGAGCAGGAAGCAGCCAUGUGGAGACUGGGGCAAGGAGGGAGGGAUGGGAAGGGCUGUCCACGGUACCAGCCACCAGGCAGCCCCAGAUCCACGAGGAGAACAUCUCCAGCGUGUCUGACUCGGGAGGACUGUAGGGAGGAGUUUGACUUUGUUUCUGUGGGCAACACCUCCAGGGCCAGCAUUCAGAUUAUCCCUAAAAUAACGGUGGACUCGCUAGAUUUUGAGAUCAAACUGAAGCAGUCGGCUACCCUGCCCCAGAACCCCUGGCUCAGUCUGCCUGUGGAUAACCUGGAGAACUCUUACACGGUCACCAUCACCCAGAACCCUUCACCACAUCAACAAGACAUCAAGAGCCCAAACCCCUCAGAGUGCUCCCACCACACCGACCAAUUAUCCAAUCGGUCUCGAGACCAGCCCACACAGACGGAGGUACACACCAGUCCUCAGAGCAGAGGGGCACAGCCCAGUGACAGUAUCCUACAGGCACAGGACAGCUUUGAGGAGUCAGAACUGAGCCCCACUUGUAAUUCCCUCUCCAGCACCAUCACAGAUGCAGGAGACGUGCCCAACUACACUGCAGAGAGCAUUCCCACUCUUCCCGGGGAUACGUAUGACUUCCAUAACCCCAAACGGGACACCUGUGAAAGGAUUACAAGCUCCAUGUGUAACGGAUCUCAUCCUCCUCUUCUGAGGAGGAGUAGCGAGAAGGAUCGGAGGACCAAUGCGCAGCGUGGUGGAAGAGAAUGUGAUGGCACAGGAGCAGAUGUGGAAUGUUCUUCUGAAUACUCGGAGCUCAAGCAAAGUGUGGGCAUCAUGGGGCAGUGAGGAGCAGAAAAGUUUGAUGUCCUCCAGUGAUUUAAAAGUGGGUGUCC